UAACAAGUUUUGAACUGAAGAUCCACACAUUGACACUUCCACACGAAUUAGAAUACUAGAAAUUUUUUCAGCUCUGCAUGUGCUAUUAGCUAAGUUUUAUAACUUAAGAAUUUUCUUUUGCUAUCGAGGUUUGAGAACUUUUUCAUAGUUUUAAGUCAUUCAACGAAAUACAGUAUUCUCUAACUGCAUGCAAAUGUCACACAGGUUACCGUACUUCUGUGAAUCCGAUUAGGCCUAAACUUAAUUACUAGUUUAUAUUUCAUACUAUUGUCUCAUGUAAAACAAAGUUUUUGAGUGUGGUAGGGCUAUAAAGAGAAAUUCAUUACUAUCAUCUUGCGUGGUUCUAGUUUUCCACAGGAUAUUGUAAAAAAGUGAUUUACCAUGGAUUUAAAGAAGAUAGUGAAAGAUUUGAAUGGUAAAGUGAAACAUUUUGAUAAAGAAGAAAAUAGAAGGGCUCUUAUAACAAACCUUCAAAUAUUGAGUGGCACAGACGACCUGUCAGUGUUUGAGGCCAGUAGUUACGAGGGGUCAGAGCUGUUUGUCAGUCUUUAUGAGCUGCUCACCAACCAUUCGUCUGAUUCUGAGCUGGUUUGGUGUGUAGUCAGUGUGUUAGGGGUGGCUGUUCAUAACCCAUGCGCUAGAGCUACCCUCGUCCACACCUACCACUUCAUACACCCACUCACCACUCUUCUGGACACUCAACUCACCAGGGAGAAGAAGUCUGCCAUACUCAAAAUCAUACAGGAGCUGAGUUUUGGAGUAGUGAUCAGCUGGCAGGAGGCUCACCUGUCCAAGCUGAUUGGAAUACUAGUGAGUCUGAUGAUGGAUGAAGAUGAUCAGCUGACUCCUCUCUCACUAGGGGUGUUGGUAAACCUGCUUCACAACAACAAGCCGGCCAUCUACACACUCAUGGACUGUGUGGAUAUCAAAAAGUUGAUCCGCAAAGUUGUCAAUUUGCACAGAGACAAUGUAGAGACUAGUGUGCAGGUUUGCAAACUUCUCAUGGUUCUUGAUCAUCUCUCCAGCAAUGUUCCCGAUGCUGAGAUAUUGACGUUUGUACGAGUGUCUUUUAUCAGAAUCAGGAAAGCAUUUUUGUCUGGCAACUACUACCACAUGCGCCACAUUGUCCACUUCUUCAGAGAUGCGAAAGAUAGUAAACAUGGCCGAAAAGUCCUCUUGACCUAUCCACACUACCCAGAAGAGAUCAACAAGUUGAUGGAAGCUGUCAAGAGCCGAGAGUCAGCAGAUUGGCAGUGUGCCCAGCAGAUGGUGGAGUUUCUGCUACAGUUGGUAGACCUGGAGAUGCCAGCUGUCACAGCUAUGUUCACCUUUUUGGCCCAGGUGUUGCUGAGGUUGGUAUCAGUGGACAACGUCGCCCCAGCUGUUCUGCAGCUAUUCUCUGUGAUGCUGCGUCAGUCUCGCAACAAAGACGAGCAGGAGUAUAAACGUAUUACCUCUUGUUUAGGAACUCAGCUUCAGAUGUUCAUCGAGAUCUUACACACCAACUGCAAGGCUGAUACAAGCAAAGCGUCAGUGAGGGAUUUGUUGGUUGGCUUGUUUCAUCUGUUCCAUGAACUGAAUGAAAACUCUGCCUUCUGUAGUCUCAUUGCUACUCAAGUAGACAAGGAGCUUGUCAAGAACCUUCUACUUCCCCUAGUCACUUUGAACCCCAGUGAUGAAAACCAGCUGUUCCAUCAUCCCCUCACAGAGCUGUGUGUGGAGGUUUUAGGUUUUCUGUCAGAGCUGAGUUUGGAUGACAAGGAGUGGUUAUUUUUAUAUUCAGAGCUCUUGCAAAAAAAGCAGAUACUAAAAAUAUUAGCUAUUGCCCUCUAUUCUGGAACCUAUGAAGUGAAGAAACAAAUCCUGUAUCUAGCUGGCACAACAAGCUUCUCAAGCGACUGCUUGACUGGAAUGUCCAAGUAUCUUGCUGAUCUUAAUCAACUGUUUUUACUGCCAUCACCUCCCCCCAGAAACCCUCGCCCGGAUUUGAUUACCGACACUCCAAGCCCAACAACACAGAUUGAUUUUGCUCCGAGGUUUAGCAAAGGACAAAGUGAAAGUUUGAAUAGUUUAAUCCAGAAAUUAGAAGAUAUGAUUGCAAAAAAUAAGAUACAAGACUUGUCACUGGCUGGUAUAAUCGAGCUGUACAACUAUAAGCUGACUGAGGUACAGAGGGCAGAAAGAUCCCUGCAGAGUAGUUUGGAGGCGGCCGACAAACACAGGACCCAGCUAUCUCAUAGAGUAGCACAGCUGUCUGCAGAGACUGGUCGACUACAUCAGCUAUUAUACUCCAGCCAUCAGAGUGUAGAGAGUUGUCAGUCAGAGUCAGAGUUGUUGAGAGAGCAGCUACGAGCGGCCCAAGAGUCUGCCAGCUCAUCACACAUCAAGUUCAAACAGCUAAAACAAGACGUCAGCUCAAAAAGCAUGAUUAUUAAAGAACAGAGCGAAGAAAUAUCUAAAAUGAAGAGAGUUAUUGAAGAUCAAGAAAAGAGAUGUGAAACACUGGACCAAAAGACAGCGGAUUUGGAGAAAAAGUCAGAAGUUUUGAAACAGACCCUUCAAAACCUCGAAGCAGAAAAAUCAGAUCUUCAGGCAGCUAACACUAAAAUGUUAGGCCUUAUAAAAGGGCUGGAAAAAACAAUCAAAGAAAAAGAAAAAGAGGUUGGUGAUCUGGAGAAACGUCUUGCUGAGAAAGAAAAAGAUUUGCAGGAAUCAGAAAGAACCAGAAAAUUGAUAUUUGAUAUUGUUGGAGGAAAGAAAAAAUAA
Messenger RNA from Macrosteles quadrilineatus (aster leafhopper), 2766 nucleotides. RefSeq lists its product as uncharacterized. The transcript is spliced from 13 exons. The coding region runs from base 382 to 2766 and encodes 794 amino acids. The record is from RefSeq and is a predicted model, not a curated record. NCBI's taxonomy places the organism in Eukaryota, Metazoa, Arthropoda, Insecta, Hemiptera, Cicadellidae.